Maudiozyma barnettii is the source of this 705-nucleotide messenger RNA. It is a transcript of the gene RAD59, whose product is annotated as Rad59p. NCBI's taxonomy places the organism in Eukaryota, Fungi, Ascomycota, Saccharomycetes, Saccharomycetales, Saccharomycetaceae. The coding region runs from base 1 to 705 and encodes 234 amino acids. The transcript has a single exon. Gene Ontology annotation, biological process: double-strand break repair via single-strand annealing; mitotic recombination; double-strand break repair via homologous recombination. Gene Ontology annotation, cellular component: nucleus. The record is from RefSeq and is a predicted model, not a curated record.
AUGGCAACCAUGAAUAAAACGUACAAUUCUGGGAGUGUAAGUUCGGACACUCAUGUAAACUACGAUUCUACUGAGUUCCAUGUGGGACCAGCUGUCGAUAUGGAUGAUCUCAAAAUGAAAGAAGAUUGGGAGGACCGUCCAGCAAGUGAGUGGUCUGUUCAAAAGAUUGGUGUCCUAGAGUCUAAGAUAGAAGCAUUUACAUAUCAGAUAUUUAGAAGUAAUAAGUAUGGUAAACAUAAUUUAUCAAAAGUAAUACCGAAGUUUAAACUUGUAGAGUUUGCAAAUGAAGCAUUUGGCCAUGAUGGAUGGUCAAUAGAUAUUUUGGAUGUACAGAUAACAGAAUCUAGUAUCACGCCGACCCAAUCUGCAGAGAAUUUAGAAAUAGCUUUAGAAAACGAACAACAUAUACUACAUAACGUAAUAGCAGAAGCUAUAGUUAAAGUUACUUUACGGGAUGGUACCAAUACUCAAGUAGGAGGAAUAGGAAGAGCUGUAUUACCAAGUAAAGCGAUGAGUUUUGCUAAGGCAAAAAAGGAAGCAAUAAGUGAUGCUUUAAAGAAAGCUAUAUUAAGUUUUGAAAGUAUAAUAAUGGAAUAUAACAGAAAGGUUCAAAGUAAUUAUUAUGUUGAUGGAUUGUAUGUUUCAAAGAUAAAGCAAGAAUCAUACAAUCCCUUAGGUGUCACCUUAAGUAAUCCCAGAUUAUAA